Molecule: messenger RNA, 393 nt
Organism: Naegleria lovaniensis
Lineage: Eukaryota; Heterolobosea; Eutetramitea; Acrasida; Naegleriidae
Exons: 1
Coding region: 1-393 (130 amino acids)
Source: RefSeq, a predicted model, not a curated record
AUGGAACAAUUAUUAUCAAUUACUUCGAGAAAGGUGAUAGAAUCACUUUCUCUCAAAGAAUUGAAAAGUAUCUACAGCAAACUCAAGAAGGCUUUCCCAGCAGGGAAGAAGAAUGAUGUUGUUAAUGAUUUAAUAUCUUGCUACCCCUCUGACCAGUCCAACGAAAUUACAAGUAAGAAAGAAUUACUCAGAAGAAUCAAGGAUUUGAGAGUAGUUCCGGAACGGACAGAAGAGGAAGAGGUAGAAGAGGAAGUAGAGGAAGAAGAGGUCUCAAGUGAAGUGCUGUCAAAAAGGAUUAGAGAAUUAGAAGAAGAGUUAGACUUUAUGCGUGAUGAGGUUAAGAAAGCAAAGUCAUCGGCCGAACGAGACAUCAACCAAAUCAUGGUUGAUUGA